AAGUCAAGGAAAGCUUAUUUAUAUAGAACUAGCUGGAUACAACUGGGUUUAAGGGCUUGUUUGCUCACAGUGUUUUCUGCUUCUUUUUCUUUUUAUAUUUUGUUUCCGUUUUCAUGAUGUUGCCUACUAAGAGGCCUGCUCCUGAUCAUGGUGAUGAUGAAAGGAAUGAAGUUAUGGUCCCUGAACCAAAAAGAAGAACUAACCUUAAGAAUAUUAGAAACAUAAUGGGUGUCGGAGGGCUUUCCUUUAAUAAAAUUGUGCUCAACCUUGAACCAAUGCUUAGAAUAUGGGUUCACGAGGCAGUGGAAGCUGCAAUUAGGUCCUCCAUUCAUCCAUCUUCAAGGCCUUCGCUUAAUCGGAUCGAGGCAUCAAGAGGACGAAGGCUGCAGUUACGUUUCGUCGAUAAACCGCCUUCAACUAUAUUUACAGGCAGCAAGGUUGAGGCUGAGAAUGGUAAUCCCAUUCGGAUUAUCCUAGUUGAUGCAACUAGCCAGGCAAUGGUCUCGUCUGGCUCGCUGUCUUCUAUUAAGGUCGAGAUUGUCGUCCUUAACGGUGAGUUUGGCACUGAUGAACGACAAGAUUGGACCGAAAACGAAUUCAAUGCCAGUGUUCUUCGUGAACGAGAAGGUAGAAGGCCGUUGGUAACUGGAGAUCUCAACAUUACGUUGGUAGAUGGUGUAGGUACUGUUGAUAAUGUGAUUUUCACCGACAAUUCGAGCUGGAUAAGAUGUCGAAAGUUCCGGUUGGGAGCUAGAAUUGUGCAAAGGAGUGCUGGUGAAGUGACAAUCAGGGAAGCUACAAGUGAUGCAUUCAUGGUGAAGGAUCACCGGGGAGAAUUGUACAAGAAGCACUACCCACCGCUCCUUCAUGACGAAGUAUGGCGUCUCGAAAGAAUAGCAAAAGACGGCGCCUUCCAUAAACGUUUGGCAUGUAAAAACGUUCAUACCGUGAAGGACUUCUUACGGUUGCUUGUUACCGAUCCAAUCGCACUACGCAAUAUACUAGGUGGUGGGAUCUCAAACAGGGUAUGGGAAACAAUCAUAGAACAUGCUUUAUCAUGUGUUCCUGAUGAUGACGAAUGGUAUGCCUACCAUGGAACUGCACAAAGAGUUCGACUCAUAUUAAACUCUAUUUACAAGGUUGUUGAAGUAACAUUUGAUGGCCAAGAUUACCUACCUGUGGAAAAUUUAACCUUUUCUCAGAAGCUUUUAGUGGAAGAUGCAAAGAGACAAGCUUACAAGAAUGUUUGGAACCUGACCCCAGUUGAUCGGCGAGCAAUUAUGGGCCCUUCGAUGCCCUUUACCGAUCUGCUGCCUGAACCAGUAGGCACCUCUAAUUUACUUCUGCAGCAACCUGAUUUCUCAGGUACAAGACCAGACAUGCCACUAGGAUUGAACCAAUCCUCAACAUCAUUUUCCUAUGAAGUGGAAAAUCCCAAACCCUUACAGGGAAUUGAACCACUUAAUCCAAUGCUAAGAAACAGUAGUUUUAGAAUGGAAGGGAUCUUCCCUUACAAUGCAGACAACAGUUUUUCAUUUUUCGCGGACGACGGUUUCGGUACAAAUCAGGACAACACUCCAGCAUGGGCACAAGGCAGUGGAUUCAUUUUCACACCAGACUAUGAAACAUCAUCUAUAAGCUUCUUGUCUUCUUUCCCGAGCUUCAAUGUACAUGACCGAAGCAUCGGAGAGACAAGAGAAGUGUGUCCCAAAAACAGGUGGUUGAAGGUACGAGCUGUUAUCCAAUGGAAAUCAAUCAGCCGCGGCGCUGCAAAAAGGCGGCGGCAGGACUGGCUGCAACAAGGUAUAUGUACAUGAAUAAUAUAUAAGAUCAAUUGCACAGCAAUUAAGCAUCUCCUACAUGUUUAAUGCAAUCAGGAGAUAAUAAUCAGUCUCCUAGAUGUUUCAGCAUAGGUUUCUAAAUCUUAUGUAGCGUUUUUUCUUCCUAUGGAAAUGUAUUGUAAUGUAUUGUAGGCGAGGGCAAGUAGUAGUAUUUUCUCUUAGGUUCAUUUAUGUGGUUGUAGAUUUCACCUUUGUAACUUGUAAUUAACAAUUGCAAUCAAAACAAGGCUGCUUGAAAGUUAAAAAAAUAAUAAAUUCUUAUGUUGAUCUGUUGAUUAGUAA
Messenger RNA from Gossypium raimondii (Peruvian cotton), 2123 nucleotides. RefSeq names its product calmodulin-binding protein 60 B. The record is from RefSeq and is a predicted model, not a curated record. Gene Ontology annotation, biological process: regulation of salicylic acid biosynthetic process. The coding region runs from base 114 to 1817 and encodes 567 amino acids. Gene Ontology annotation, cellular component: nucleus. Lineage: Eukaryota; Viridiplantae; Streptophyta; Magnoliopsida; Malvales; Malvaceae. The transcript is spliced from 7 exons. Gene Ontology annotation, molecular function: calmodulin binding; DNA-binding transcription factor activity; sequence-specific DNA binding.